Molecule: messenger RNA, 618 nt
Organism: Parastagonospora nodorum SN15
Lineage: Eukaryota; Fungi; Ascomycota; Dothideomycetes; Pleosporales; Phaeosphaeriaceae
Exons: 1
Coding region: 1-618 (205 amino acids)
Biological process (GO): negative regulation of protein kinase activity
Cellular component (GO): nucleolus
Molecular function (GO): protein kinase inhibitor activity; double-stranded RNA binding; protein kinase binding
Source: RefSeq, a predicted model, not a curated record
AUGUCAGAACCUAUCCCCGAAUCAAUACCCACGUCGGCCGACCCGCGCUCAAAGCGGCCUACCAAGAAGCGCGCCCUCACACCACGUGAUGCGCAAGCUUCACAAGUCGAAGCCCUUUUCGCGAAGCCUGACCGCGACAUCAACUUCCCUUCGUCGGCGCUCGGCAAGCCACUCUCCGCGCCUCCAGAGAUUGUCGCAAACGUCCAAGGAUCAAGCGCAGGUGCUGGCUCAGGCGAGUUCCAUGUCUACAAAGCCAGCCGGCGGCGCGAGUACGAGAGGCUGCGCAUGAUGGAUGAGGAGGUGAAACAAGAAGAGGAAGAAAAGUCGGCUAGGGAGCGACGAGAAGAGCUGGAGAAGAAGGACCGCGAAAAGACGGAGAAGAAUCGGCUGAAGCGCGAGAAGGCGCGGCUCAGGAAGGAAAGAGCGAAGCAAGGUAAGAAGGGCGACGGAAGCGAGAAGGAAGGCACACCAGCUGCCGAGGACAGCGGGAAGAAGAAACUUGCGCCUCGUGCGAAUGGCACAGCUACUAAGGCUGACGAGGAUGAUGCUGCCAACAAUGAUGGCGGAGAGGUCAAGAACGUCGAGGAGAUUGGUUUAGUCAUCGAGGACGACGACUAA